This is a messenger RNA of Symbiodinium pilosum, 1110 nucleotides long. Lineage: Eukaryota; Dinophyceae; Suessiales; Symbiodiniaceae. The record is from the annotation of a GenBank genome assembly.
AUGCCCGUAGAUGGCAUUGUGAACGGGGGCACGGAGCCAGCCCGGCCAAAGGUGCAGGAUGUGCCCGACGAUGAGGUUCUCAAUGAUGUUAGCUUAAUGAAGACAUGCGGAACCAAAGAGACUGCUUUGAAGUGCAUCCGGAUGUUGGACAAGUGCCUGGAAACGGGCAAGCUUGACCUGUCCGGGGAGGACAUGCCAGAGGAGAUGCUGGUAAAGACAAUCAAAGCCGUCGGCAAGAUUGGUGGGAUCAAGGGGCUGAUGCCGACCAGAACGUCGACGUUGCCGAUAAACGAGAUUAACCUCAGUGGCAACUCUCUUUUGACGCCGCCGUCGCCAUCGGAGCACACUGCCGCAGUCAAAGCAAAUUUGAAGCGCCGAGCCGAAACGGUGCAGCUGAUAGUUCAGUUCGUGCGCGUCUCCACAGAGGCUCGCACGGUCAUCUUUGACAACUGCAACCUGGAAGGUUACAGUCAUGACAAGGACGACCUAGUUGAGCUCGAACUCGUUCGCCUGGUGAAGAAAUUCGGCGCCGGGAAGAACUCGAGGUACGCAGAAAGGGUGUCGUUGGCAGGCAACCGGUUUGGGCAGGAGUUCUGUCGCCGAAUCAUUGAGGGCGCAUACUGGGAGCGAAACCGUCAUCCUGACAAAGAUGACAUGCCAAAGCUGUUCUUGGAUCUGUCCAAGAAUCGUAUACCACACCCAGAGAGGAUUGUGGAGGAAUUGAAGGAGGGCAAGACAGCGGGAGGUCCCAUGAGCCUAGCAACUACAACCGACCCAGAAGAUGUUCGCAAGGAAGCGCUUAUCAUUCUGGAUAUCUCAGGCCAGCGGGAUCAUUCUCCCUCAGCACCACGGGAAGGGCGGAGGCCACUGAUUGAACAACUCCGUCAGGAUCGCCAGCGCAGGCCAUCCCCGCGCCGCCCAUCGCGAAGCCCUCCCAGGCGCUCGCGGUCCCGGACUCCGCCAAGGCGGUCACCCAGUCGAAGAAGAGACAGCCGCCCGCGCGACAGCCGGAGGAGGGAUAGCCGCAGGCGCUCGCCUCCACGCCGGAGUCCAUCUCGACGGCGCAGCCGAUCAGACAGCAGGCAGCCACGGCGCAGAGGCCGCCACUGA